AUGGGACUCGUAGGUCUUAUUGGAUUUGCUAAUGCUGAAGUGUCUUUACUAACAAACUCAGAGAGACGAGGUAUUAACGAUGUCAAAGGCGAGGGCGUAGGGCCAGGCGCAGUAGCAGGAGACGAGGAAGAGAAGAGCGCCGACGACAGAGAUCGCCAGGAAGGCCCACGGGAGCAGCGGGGACAGCGAGAGGAGCAGGAAGAACAUCCGACGGCACGGCAACUCCCGGAGGAGGAAGAUGGUAUAUCCGAUCGCAGUCGCAUCCCGAAGGAACGAAUGUUCGUCUGCAUGCCCGCAUACAUCCCUAAGGAGAGCAUGUUCACCCCGCACACUGACGACAGCUCCAAACCUCUGGAAGUAACGUCGGAGGAGGUCUUCGGGAAACUCCAGGAUGAAACUACAACAACGAAACCUGAUAAAACUCCAGUCCUGAAACCUGAUAAAACUCCAGCCCUGAAACCUGAUAAAACUCCAGCCUUGAAACCUGAUAAAACUCCAGCCCUGAAACUGGAUAAAACUCCAGCCCUGAAACCUGAUAAAACUCCAGCCCUGAAACUGGAUAAAACUCCAGCCCUGAAACCUGAUAAAACUCCAGCCCUGAAACCUGACAAAACUCCAGCCCUGAAACCUGACAAAACUCCAGCCCUGAAACAGGAAUAA
Molecule: messenger RNA, 660 nt
Organism: Procambarus clarkii (red swamp crayfish)
Lineage: Eukaryota; Metazoa; Arthropoda; Malacostraca; Decapoda; Cambaridae
Source: RefSeq, a predicted model, not a curated record